CUUUCCAAAUGAAUCCGCAGCCCGACGAUGCAGCCCAGCUGAACACAUUAGCCUUCACUGCCUGGUCGCACCCCUUCUUCCGUCCUAAUGGCAACUGCUCGGGGAAGCCGGUAGGGGUUGGAAUGCUGGCCUGCUGUAGCUGUGGACCAACAUCUCACAGAUUUGGUCAUGUUCCCCGGUGUGGUGUCAACUUCAGCAGGAGCCCGGGGAGAGGCGAAUGAUAGGCAUCCUGAGGCUCAUCCGAAUGCAGACCGACCACUUCUACCUCGGCGCCGCCCUCUAGGAUUUCAGGGUUGACAGUCACAUCUGCUUGCUCCGCAGAGGGGGAAACCACCUUGACUCCUGGUUACAACCCCUCGGGAACUGUCCUCAGCUCGGCGCGGUGAACCUGAUGAGCUGGUCCAUCUCUACCUACAGGGGCUACAGUGUACACUGUUCCAGGUCUUUGCACCACCUGAAACAAGGUUCCAGAGGUCUUGGAUCUUGUUGCGCCCCGGUACAUGGUUACGCAAGUAUACCAUCUGGCCUGCCUCCAGUCCAGGAUUGUCAAUGUGUCUCUGAUUCCACCGGUUUGCCAGUUCUACUGAUCUAUACCGGACAUGAUCCUGAGUCAUCCUCACACUCCGUUCAAGUCCCUGGCCAUGGAGAUACUAAUGAGGAAAUGGCUGUCUGCUCAAGAAGCAAAGCAGGCCGGCCUCGUAAGCAGCGUGUUCCCCGUAGACCACCUGGUGACAGAUACUAUCAGGUGUGGGGAGAGGAUAGCUUCCAAUUCAAAGAUAAUCACUGCGAUGGCUAAGGAGGCCAUCAAUGCAGCCUUUGAGCUACUGCUGGCUGAGGGGAACCGCCUGGAGAAAAGGCUGUUUCAUGCCACCUUCGCCACGGAGGAUCGGAAGGAAGGAAUGACCGCAUUCGUGGAGAAGAGGAAGGUGUCGUUCCAGGGCAAAUAAGUAAGAAAUCCUGGCUGAACUAUGACUAUUAAAGAUGUCAUUUUUGAAUAAAAUACUAUAUUAUCGUAUUGUAAUAUUGUUUUGCUGUAAUUUUACUGGAAAUCGCAUUGCAUGCUGGUAUUUCAGUAAGUGCCCAUAGUAACUACUGUAAAUCCAUUAACAGACGCAGUGACCAUGGAGAAGAGCAGAGGCGCAGGACGGGAACGUUGGAGACAAUAUUCAGAAAGUUCAUGCUACAUUAAUCACUUGCUUCAUUUCUUACGUAACACGUGCAGAACUUUUGAUUUUGAAUUAUUUAGAAGUAGUAACAUUAGGAGUAUAUCUAACUUGUAGGUGCAUUAGCUUAACUUGUUAUCUCUAAUUGUCCUAAGCGUUUGAGCCCAACCACGUUCUAUAUUUCGAACCUAAACACGUAAAAUGAUACAGCUAGCGAUGACGACGUUUUGCUUCGAAAGUCACGUGGU
Brienomyrus brachyistius is the source of this 1411-nucleotide messenger RNA. RefSeq names its product enoyl-CoA hydratase, mitochondrial-like. Bases 600 to 947 code for a protein of 115 amino acids. The transcript has a single exon. Lineage: Eukaryota; Metazoa; Chordata; Actinopteri; Osteoglossiformes; Mormyridae. Gene Ontology annotation, biological process: fatty acid beta-oxidation. Gene Ontology annotation, molecular function: enoyl-CoA hydratase activity. Gene Ontology annotation, cellular component: mitochondrion. The record is from RefSeq and is a predicted model, not a curated record.